UUGACAUUUAGUGGCAUAAACAAGAGAAGCAAGCUGUGAAAAAUUUUUACGUUAUAAUUUGUUUCGUAAAAAUGCUACAAAUGCGUUUAUCUACAAACUCUUCGGAGAAUAGUCAUCAAAUGGACAAGAUGCCCUUUGUAAAGCAAGAAGCAGUGGAGUUGUGUCGAAUAUGUGAGACAGUGGACAAUCUCCUUGACAUCUCCACUGAAGAAUUUAGUCACCUGUAUGAGAAACUCCACAAAAUUGCUGAGUUCGAGGGUGAUUACAGCGUUUGGCUGAAAUUUAUUUGCGUUACCUGCGGAACGAAGCUUGAAAAUGCUUUCAAUUUUAAAAUUCAAUGCGAGGACACAUUCAAGAAACUCGUUACACAAAUGGAAAACAACGUUGCAGAUCCCUUUUUUGAUAAUCCUUUCAAUGAAGACUGUGACCCGACGAAAGAGGAAAUUUCCGAAAGUAUUGCACAACAGAGAGCGAAAUCAUUUUUUGAAAUUUACGAACUCCCAGAAUCCAAUGUAGAAAAUAACAGUCAUACCGCGAUGAAUCGCAAUUCCUACGACCAAUCUCAGUUACAACAACAAAACUACAAUCAAAAUUUAAUGGAUAAACGAAGAAGUUUCACAAAUAGCGCCUUCUCAGGAGGAAGUUCCCUUAAAAUGGUUGCAAUGAGGAAUGCGGAAAAGCCCAAAAAUCAAUUUUCAUGCGCAAUAUGUAGUGAGACAUUUAAGGAGAAAUGGAAAAUGCGGGAACAUAUGCAGCGAGUACAUAUGGUUAAAAAACGCAAUAUCUGCGGUAAUUGCGGUGAGAAACAAUGCGUUUGCAAUGCAAUGUCGAGGCACUCACAAAGAGGCACUGAAAAGCCAUUCCAAUGUAACGUCUGCGGGAGAGGCUUCAGAACGAAAUCCUACAUGGAAUUACAUGAAAAGGAACAUGAUGUAUCGUCAAAAUUGCGAUCACUACUUAAUCAAGGUACUUCAAGUGCCUAUGAGCAAAUGGAGCAAAUGGAUAUGUACAACAUUAUGCCUCAACAGAAUGAAUCAGACUCUGCAAAAAUAUACAAAUGCCAAUACUGCGAUAAGGCCUUCCACCGACGACAAGGACUGAGGAUGCACUAUCAAAUACACACCGACGAAAGACCCUACCCGUGCACUUACUGCGAAAAACGAUUUAGAUGCCGUUCUCACCUCAAUCGACAUAUCUAUACUCAUACGGGUGAAAAGAAGUACAAGUGUCUUGUUUGCCACAAAUCCUUUACACAAUCCGGCAGUCUAAGGAUUCACAUGAGGAUCCACACGGGAGAACUCCCGUAUGAAUGCCAGAAUUGCCUAAUGAGAUUUAGAGUACGCAAAACACUGCUGAAUCACGUCAGUAGAUGUCCUCCAAUUAAUCAAGAAAGGUCUUCUUUGCGGCAUCAUCAAGACUCAAGUUCAGAUGAGGGUGAGAAUGAUGGUUCAUACACGGAGGGAAGUGAUAUGGAAGAUAUGCUAGAAGGACUAAGAAAUCAGAAAAUCAUCAAAUAUCGAGAUUCUGAUUUUUCAAUCGCAGAGGAGGACAUAACCAAAGAUCUAACCGAACUACCUGAAGAACACGGCACUCCAAAGGAUUCCCUCGUUGUUGCUUCUGCAGUGGUGGAUGUGGAAUAUGGAAACUCAGACGAUGGACCACCAACGUACACGUGUAACAUCUGCGGGAAGGGCUUCAAGAGACAGUCCAAUUUGAGGAAUCACAUGGACGGUGUUCAUUACAAUCGAAAACGCUGGGAAUGCAAUGUUUGCGAUGCAAAAUUCACCCACUAUAUAUCACUAAAUCUUCACCGAAAGGUCCAUGAUGGCGAAACAUUUGCCUGUGACAUUUGCGGAAAGGAAUUCACGACAUUGGUUUAUAUGAAAGCCCAUCGAAAUACGCAUUCGGGACCAAUUGGAACGGUCAGUGAAACAUAUAAAUGCGAAAUGUGCAAUCACGAGUCUACCAAUAAGAGUCAACAUUUGAAACACAUGAGCCUUCACGAAACAGAUAGACCCCACAAGUGUGAACACUGCGGGAAAAGCUUCCUGCGCAAGCAGUAUCUCUACGAGCACUACAGGAUCCACACGGGUGAACGACCAUUUCCCUGCCAUAUCUGCAAUAAGCCUUUUCGCUACAGAACACAUCUUAGUCGACACCUCAAAACCCACACCGGAGAAAAGAUGUACAAAUGCCAAGAAUGCGAUAAAUCUUUCAUGCAGUCCGCAAAAAGUGGCAUUAAAUCUGCAAAAAUGUUUCGACCCUACCUGUCCCAGAGUUCUUCAGGAAGUGGUCGUUUGGCGGGGAAGAAAUCUUUGGUGAAAGAAGAGGUUGUGGAGUUGUGCAGAGUUUGUGAGACGGUGGAAAAUCUUGUUGACAUUUCAACCGAGUCGUACAGUCACUUGAAUGAGAAAUUGCACAGGCUCGCUAAUUUUGAGGGAAAUUGCAGCUACUUGCUGAAUUUCAUUUGCAAAUCAUGCAGUCUGCAGCUGGAAAAUGCAUUCAGUUUCAAGGCUCGCUGCGAAAAUACUUACAAAAAGAUUAUAAGUCAAAUGAUUAUCAAUACUGUUGACCCACUAAAUGCUGAUCCGCUGGGAGAUGCAGCAACACAAAAUUAUGGUAAUGUUAAAAAGGAAGACAGAUGGACCGACGACGAUGACUCCCCGGCUGAAGACAGUGACAAUUACUUCAAUGAUACUCCUCAAGACUUUAUGGAAAAAACUGAGGAAAUAAAGAAGGAAACAGUCAAAACGAAUAAUAAAAAGAAAUCAUCAGGAUAUACGUAUAAGCCGAAGAAACGGGGAAAGAUGGUAUGGACAAAAUUGCCGGAUAAUUAUGAAAUUAUCAUUGAUAAGAGACGUAGAUGGACGUGUGCGAUUUGUGGGAGAGCAUUCCAGGAGAAAUGGAUCCUGAAGAAUCACAUUAAAGGUCUCCAUAGUUCCGACAAACCACAUGCGUGUGAUUUGUGCGACAACAAAUACUCACUGAAGUCUGCACUGAAGAGGCACAAAAUGACGCAUGAAGAUGCCCAGAUUCCCUGUGAUGUUUGUGGGAAGACAUUCAGGAAUUUGCUGUACAUGAAGAAGCACCGGAAGCACAAUCAUUCAGGAGAAAAACCACCCAGACCAAAUUCCGGAACACUCAUUUGCCAGACUUGUGGUCAUGUGGCAAAGAAUAGGAAUACCCUCGUAGCUCAUUUACGCAUCCACGCGGGUACGAAACCCUUCAAAUGCGAGGUGUGCAAAAAGGGUUUCCUGCGGAAGCAACAGCUGGACGUUCAUAGAACUAUCCAUUCCGGCGAGAGGUCAUUCCUUUGCCAUCUAUGCUCCAAAUCAUUUCGUGUGCGUUCCCAUCUCAAUAGUCACAUUGAAAGCCACAAUGCUGUACGGAAGCAUAAAUGCAAUUUCUGCGAUAAAUCCUAUUCCCAAACAUACAGCCUGAAGUUGCACAUAAAGAAUGAGCAUACCGGUGAACCACGCUAUGAAUGCCCAAAAUGUUUCAUCAAGUUCCGUGAUAGGAAGGAGAGAACAUGUCAUACGAUGGGUUGCUCAGGAGUACCACCCGCGGGGCCACCUAAAGAGGAGGAGUCAGUACAUCCCAGUGGUGCAACAGUGAUCGUUAAUUCAAAUCAGAUAGCACCAGCAGUACCAGUAGCAGUAGUCCCAACAACUUAUCAUGAUAAUCAUUCUAUGAGUAAUGCAGAAUAUUUAACACAAUUAUAA
This is a messenger RNA of Lutzomyia longipalpis, 3722 nucleotides long. RefSeq names its product zinc finger protein 107-like. Lineage: Eukaryota; Metazoa; Arthropoda; Insecta; Diptera; Psychodidae. The transcript has 6 exons. Bases 72 to 3722 code for a protein of 1216 amino acids. Gene Ontology annotation, biological process: regulation of transcription by RNA polymerase II. The record is from RefSeq and is a predicted model, not a curated record. Gene Ontology annotation, molecular function: zinc ion binding; RNA polymerase II cis-regulatory region sequence-specific DNA binding; DNA-binding transcription factor activity. Gene Ontology annotation, cellular component: nucleus.